CCUGUUUCAUCCUAUCACUCGGAGCGUCGUAACAACGACGAUUGUUUCCUAUUCAGAAGGGAGUAUAUGGGCUGAAUAUGAUGAGCAUUUAAACGCAUCUUCAAACGCAUCCAGUCUGGAGAACAUGCUGAUAUCAGAGAUAAAAAAUAAUACCUACUUCCUCUUUGCGGACAACAACGCAAAUCUGAAACUUAGCCCAAGAGUCGAGGAUGUUAGUGUGAAUGCAAUCGACGAAUGCUUGCUCGGGGAGAAUGAUUGUUCUGAGAAUGCAGACUGUAUUGAUCUGGACGAUGCCGGUGGUUUUAACUGUACAUGUAAUGAUGGAUAUGAUGACCUCAUGCCUCAGCUACCGGGCAGAUUAUGCUCUUUAAUUGUUACAAACGAUACCGUGAAUACGACAGAACUUAUCACUACACCAUACAGCACCACCGUCUUGGACCCAGGUUCCAGCGCACUCGAAACUUGGCAGAUAAUAUUAAUAACUGUUGGUAGUAUCUCGGCUGGUCUCCUCGUCGCACUAUGCUGCUGCUGGUUGUUGUUGAUUCCUCUACGAAGGCGCCGUUACAGAGAGAAAGCAGACGAAUCUGUAAUCUACAACCAUUGGCAUCAUGCGACGGACGAGCCGGCUGCUUUCUUUGCUCGGGUUUAUGAUGGCUCUUCUAAUGACAGCACAGACACUCCGAGCAUGCGAACCAGAAGCAGUAGACCAUUCUCACCAUCUGUGGUUUCUAAUCCAUUAGCAAGGGACUAUUCUUUACCACACCUGGAUCCCCUCGGUGAUGACGUUUCAGAGAGUAUACGUCACUACGCGGUCGAUCCAAUGGAAACAUCCAUAAGACAGAGCUUUAAACGAGUCCUGAAUGACGUCAUAGCAAGAGGACCACCGGGUCAGAAUAGAUUACGAGCAAGGGUUCCUGAUCAUUUAGCUGCAUUCUUGGAAGAAGGUAGAUCAUCAGAGAUAAACAGUGGCGUCAUCAAUGAGAUGGUGCAUGAUGACCCCUAUAAUGAUGUCGACUCGCCAUCAUCGUCUUCGCUGGCUCGACGUCCGAUCACGCCUAACGUGUUCUUCGCUCGAGUUAUUGACGGCUCUGAAUAGCAACGUUAUAUUAGUAAAGAGAGGUUAUCACUAAAUCGGCUUAUCCAUGCGCAAACUGUGCUGUGCAAGGCAUUUUUUUCUCAACCCUCAGCAUUACGGGAAAAUCUGCUGAUUGGAAAGCGCUGGUUUUAAUUUGCCACACGAAAUCGCACGUUUUCUCAUAAACGCUUUUACCCACACGCUAUAAAAUAAAAAUGCAAACUUAGUCAAAUGGGGGAAAUUUACGUCAGUCAAAAAAUGUAACAACAUAUACCACUCCUGAUCAUGUUCUCAAUUGAUGCCCUAAUGUACUUGACGAAUGUGGGUAUACGUGGCGUUACAAUAAUAUUAUAUGGUACCUGUUUAAUAGUGAGCAUCUAGAAGGGAAUUGAUACAUUAAAUCAAGCUGUGUAGAUAACAUCUGACCUGAGUUUAGAACCAUGAAGAGAGCUAGGUAUAUCGACAGUCUCAGUUGAACAUACUCAGACGAAUCUGAAUCCUGAUAUAGGCAUAUGUGUGUUUUGGCAAAAUCUUAAGAAACAACUGAUUCUUGAAUUAUCGGCCCCCUUCAAAACAAAUAUACAGAGGAUUCACGAAUAUAAAGAGAGAACGUACGCUCCUCUGGUUUCUGAUAUUGAAUAACAAGGAUGGUAUGUACAACACUUUGCUAUUGAGGUUGGCUCCCGGGGUUUUAUCUGUUUGGAAAAUACGUAACGACUGAAAAACAUUCCAAAUGAGUUUGUUUAAACAACAAAGUUAAAUCAGCAGUGACUUCUUCACUUUUUAUUUAUUAUGCAAACAACACCUCUUAUGGAAACCCGAACCGCUCUCUGUGUACCACGUUGCUAAUAUGAUUGUAGUAGAACAGGAGCCAGUAUAUCAGACUAAUGCUCAUUAUUCAUACUACAAAUGUAUGUCCCUUUAUGUUAUAUGGUUGGUUUCGGGGAGGGGGUCUAAAUACUUUGGUGACAGUGUCAGGAUAUGAAUUACGAAUUGUCUGGAUUAUUCCUGAUUGUAUGAAGAACUCAAUUAAAAAAAAAACUAUAUUUCAAUAUUUGUUAAUACUCUAUAACAACUAUCACAUGACGUUGCUACCUAAUUUACAUGACUACCAUGUUAAUUUUGUUAAACUAUUUGUUAAAUGAUAUAUGUAUCCUUACGCUUCCUGUCUUCAAAUGACCAUUAGUCAGAUCAAUCAUUGGGCCUUUCUUAUUAUGCUGUUGUCAUAUCACUGUUCCUUUAUUGCUGAAGUACCAAUAGAGUGAUGUACCCCCAAAACUACUUAUACUACUACUACUACUAACACUACUACU
This is a messenger RNA of Strongylocentrotus purpuratus (purple sea urchin), 2388 nucleotides long. RefSeq lists its product as uncharacterized. The record is from RefSeq and is a predicted model, not a curated record. Gene Ontology annotation, molecular function: calcium ion binding. The transcript is spliced from 6 exons. Lineage: Eukaryota; Metazoa; Echinodermata; Echinoidea; Camarodonta; Strongylocentrotidae. Bases 125 to 1096 code for a protein of 323 amino acids.